Dipodomys spectabilis (banner-tailed kangaroo rat) is the source of this 324-nucleotide messenger RNA. It is a transcript of the gene Sertm1, whose product is annotated as serine rich and transmembrane domain containing 1. The transcript has a single exon. The coding region runs from base 1 to 324 and encodes 107 amino acids. Gene Ontology annotation, cellular component: intracellular membrane-bounded organelle. Lineage: Eukaryota; Metazoa; Chordata; Mammalia; Rodentia; Heteromyidae. The record is from RefSeq and is a predicted model, not a curated record.
AUGUCUGAGCCUGACCCUUUGUCUGGAUCUGCAGGAAGCGUGGAAAACGGAACUUUCCUCGAGCUAUUCCCCACAUCGCUGUCCACGUCGGUAGACCCGUCCUCGGGCCACCUGUCCAAUGUCUACAUCUACGUGUCCAUAUUCCUCAGCCUUUUAGCAUUUCUACUUCUGCUCUUAAUCAUUGCCCUCCAGAGGCUCAAAAAUAUCAUCUCUUCCAGUUCUUCCUACCCAGAGUAUCCAAGUGAUGCAGGAAGUUCCUUCACCAAUUUAGAAGUCUGUAGUAUUUCCUCUCAGAGAUCCACUUUCUCAAACCUUUCAUCCUGA